GAUCUCUCGCUGGAGAAGGAAAUGGCGGCGGUCGUCUCAGGCUCAGUCUCGGCGGCGGGUUUGGAAGGCGGCCCCAAAAUGGCGGAGAGCGGAGCCGUUCCCGGAGGCGGCUUGGGCUCAGGAGGGCCGGCGAACGGGGCGGGCAACGGCAUCGCCGACGGAGGCUCCAAGAGUGAAAGCGAUUGGCCCAGCCAGGCGGAGAAAAGGAAAGAAAGAAAUGCCAAACGGGGAGGAGGGAGUCGCUUUGAGCCGUACCCCAGCCCUUCUUCGAAAAGAUACCGAGCCUUCAUCACCAACAUCCCCUUUGACGUCAAGUGGCAGUACCUGAAAGACCUGGUCAAAGAGAAAGUUGGUGAGGUAACAUACGUGGAGCUCUUAAUGGACGCUGAAGGAAAGUCAAGGGUAAGUCUCCGAGAGCUUUUCUUCUGUGGAUUUUUAACUACAUGACAAAAUGUGUGUGAUGGCGGCGUGGAACCCACCCCCAACGAGGUUGGGCCAGAGGCAGCGUGUCUGUGGUAGAGUGGUUCUCUCGUUGGCAGGGGCCCAGAGCUGCUUUGG
Pantherophis guttatus is the source of this 558-nucleotide messenger RNA. RefSeq names its product heterogeneous nuclear ribonucleoprotein M-like. Lineage: Eukaryota; Metazoa; Chordata; Lepidosauria; Squamata; Colubridae. The record is from RefSeq and is a predicted model, not a curated record. Gene Ontology annotation, molecular function: nucleic acid binding.